AUGUUUCAAAGAGUGAUCAGCACACCAUACGACCUUAUCAUUCUGGACGAAAUGUUCGCAAGUGCACAAGCUGCGAUGGCACUGGCCAUCCAAAAAAAGUUCAACAGUAAACUCGCUCUUUUUGCCACAACUGAGUCUAACGAGCUUCCAUCCGAUUUGCUGCAAUUUGUCGAAGACCCGAAUUCUAAAGGGACCAUUUAUGUUGCUUUUGGAUCGAUAGUCACUUGGACUGUAGCACCACCAGAAGUUAUUGAAAUCUUUUUCGACGUUUUCAACUCGUUAGCCGACUACAGAAUCAUAUUCAGCUAUAAUGGAGCAGCGGCGGACCCAUUGGCUGCUGGAUUAUGCCUGCGGUGGUUGUCAACGCAACAGCACCUUGUGUUCGCACCACGGUUUUGA
Molecule: messenger RNA, 399 nt
Organism: Angiostrongylus costaricensis
Lineage: Eukaryota; Metazoa; Nematoda; Chromadorea; Rhabditida; Metastrongylidae
Source: the annotation of a GenBank genome assembly